UAUGGGAGCUCGUGUCUCAAAUUGCUCAGGAACUUGACGCGCAGGACUUAUUCAACUUUUCUCUAUCGUGUCGAACCCUGCAACGGCUCAUUUGGGACGACCAUAUAUAUGCGCAAUGGUUUUAGAAUCGAGGAAUUCGGGUCGUUCCGGAGUCUGACACUGACAGUAUUUACAUGGAAGUCGACCGCCCCGUUUGCACCAGAGACCAAGGCGGCUCAUAAAAGCAAAAAUUAUGCUAAAGCAUUACGGCUAAUUGUGAAGCGUCGAACCGCGAUUUUGUCUGCAUCUUCGUACCUGGCCGCGGUCGUUGCCGAAGCAGAAUCCUUCCUUUAUUCAAAUGGAGUUCUUUGCUACCUCAGCAACGGGUUACUAAAAAUACGUGAUCUGCAAAACUCGGCACUUGAAGACACCAUUAGCAUUGGAAAGCUCCUGGAAGUAGAAGACCACCUUUCUGGGACCAUCAAGGAUGAACACUUUAAACUGCGCAUCUUGAACUACGCGGAUGGCUUCGUUUCUUGUUAUCUCAACCCCGGAAAUCGAUCAUUCCCCCGGCUUCUAGUCAUCAGCCGUUCCCACGGCCGCUUGUUCAGUCAUACACUUGCAUCCUCGCGGAAAAUCUUCGUACGAAAUGACGAUAAAUACCUUUAUUAUGGUACUCAUAGUGCCAUCGCAAGGGACGGAAGUCAACGCUGGGUACUUCGGGGCUGUAAUCUCCUGAAUGGUACUUGGCAAAACGAUUUGACACAUCUUCCUGACAGAAUUGGGUCCGAUAUUGGCGCCAACAUCUGCUUCGAGAUCAUUCACGGCUACUUUUACGCCCUGGGGAUUCAGAGACACUCUCUCCAUAACUCCUAUAUUUGCGUCCGAUUUCGCAUCGAUCAGUCUAAAACCACGGAGGAUUGGCAGGAGUUUCAUUCUGAGGGCCCUGCCAAUAUUCAACGGACUUUCAUUGCUCAGGAUGAGCGCACUGGGGUUAUGAAUAUCGUCCAGGGACGUAUUGAGUCGGGGGAAGGGCCCAGUGCCAACAAGAUGACAUAUUACAGAAAAAGGCUUCAGUUUCCUGGCGAUGGCGACAAAUCAGCCUUGUCCUCUACAGGCCCACUGACAACUGCUGGAUACGGAGAACCUAGCAAUGUAACACACGCCUCAGACCACAACGCUGCCAACCUAGGUUUGUUAACUCCGAACGACUCAGUCUUCUGGUGCUACUCAGACCGUCCUUUGCGAAGCCAAAGAAUAAGAUUAAGGAUCAAUUUAGCCCAUUUUACUGCGCCUGCCACGCCCAACGCUGGAAACCCAACUCGGGACCAGCGCGUCGAAAGGCACAUGUCAAGAACAAACCUCUGGUCGCCUCCAGAUUGGGAUAAUGACAAAAAUGUCAAAGCUCUCAAUGCCAUUCUCAGCCUGCAACUUGAACAAAAUUUCAUUGGGAUGUGGGAUGAGAGAUUAAAAUGCUACACAGGAGGCUUGCUGAACACUGUUCUUGAUCCUUCAAUACGUUUACAAGGCACUCGAAGAUGGGUUAACGCUUUCUUGGAGGUCCUUGGCGAGGAUCUCGGGGCAAGUUGUCCGGAAUCCAGGAUCCAGGAUCCAGAUCCUUCUGCAAACUCGGCCUACGAGGUGGUCUGGGUGACAGAGGUGAUGGCUUUCCAUCGGUGUGCUGAAAAAGCGGGGAUAAACCCGACAGUUUGGUAUCACAAUAAAGUUAUAAUUGGUCAAGCUUUCUUGGUGCUCCACACACCACAAGAAGAGGAUUACAUUGGUGCUAAAUUUUGCAGGUCCAACAGGGGCUGCAAGACGAGAAGCGGUGCUAACCUGAACAAAACCAUUGCCAUCAGCACUGCGGCUCACAGAACUGGCCAGGGUGGAGGGUGGGAUGGAUUGACCCUCGUUUAA
This is a messenger RNA of Pyricularia grisea, 1896 nucleotides long. RefSeq lists its product as uncharacterized. The annotation marks the transcript as partial. NCBI's taxonomy places the organism in Eukaryota, Fungi, Ascomycota, Sordariomycetes, Magnaporthales, Pyriculariaceae. The transcript is spliced from 5 exons. The record is from RefSeq and is a predicted model, not a curated record.